AUGGAAGCCCCCACGCUCAGUAUCCCCGGAGAAACACCACAGCAGCAACAGCAGCAACAACAGAACCAAUACACAGGCCAUCUCCAGCGUCGUCUGGCGCCCGAAGGCUCCGCAGAGUGGUACUUUGACCAAGGCACAGAAUGGAUGUCCCAGCAUCCGUGGAUGACCGGAUUUGGAGCCUUUGGAGUGGUGUACUUCCUCUCCGGGUUUGUGAAGACGCGCCAGCCAAACUUGAACGGAAAGGCGUUCGUGAAAGGUACAUUUGGCGCCAAAAUGAGUGCCCUGGAAGCAUUGCAGAUUUUGAGCUUGAAGGAGAGUACGCUUUCGAAGGCGCGGUUGAAGGAGCACCACAGAAAGCUCAUGAUGGCCAACCAUCCGGAUAAGGGCGGUUCGUCGUUCUUGGCCACCAAGGUGAAUGAGGCAAAGGACUUUUUGGAGAAGAGAGGAGGAAUGAAGGAUAAGUAG
Australozyma saopauloensis is the source of this 465-nucleotide messenger RNA. It is a transcript of the gene PAM18, whose product is annotated as Pam18p. Gene Ontology annotation, molecular function: ATPase activator activity. Bases 1 to 465 code for a protein of 154 amino acids. Gene Ontology annotation, biological process: protein import into mitochondrial matrix. Lineage: Eukaryota; Fungi; Ascomycota; Pichiomycetes; Serinales; Metschnikowiaceae. The transcript has a single exon. The record is from RefSeq and is a predicted model, not a curated record. Gene Ontology annotation, cellular component: PAM complex, Tim23 associated import motor.